This is a messenger RNA of Nymphalis io (European peacock), 698 nucleotides long. RefSeq names its product 28S ribosomal protein S18b, mitochondrial (gene mRpS18B). Gene Ontology annotation, biological process: mitochondrial translation. NCBI's taxonomy places the organism in Eukaryota, Metazoa, Arthropoda, Insecta, Lepidoptera, Nymphalidae. The record is from RefSeq and is a predicted model, not a curated record. Gene Ontology annotation, cellular component: mitochondrion; ribosome. Gene Ontology annotation, molecular function: structural constituent of ribosome. The coding region runs from base 92 to 652 and encodes 186 amino acids. The transcript has 2 exons.
GUUGAUAGGCGAAAAGCUUGUCAAAUGAAAAUUUUAAUAACACAUGCCGAUUAUAAUAUAAUUUAACUUUCUCAUAAAUACUUUCAUAAAUAUGUCGCUUGUAACAAAUGUGCGUAUGCUUUUUAAAAGGGUAACGUUGUCUGACAUAAGAACUACCAGAAUAAUACGCUUUUAUUCAGAUCAGUCCAAUGAAUCUGCGGAUGAUCAACAGAACCCAAUCGAUCCUUUAAAAGAUCGAACGAAAAAAGUUCCUGUUGAAACUAGUAUAAGGUAUCUGCAAAGUAAAGCAUACAAGCAAACCUAUGGCGAUAACCCGGUCUGGUUUUUAUAUAGACGAAAUCAUAAAGGUGGUGUGGCGCCAAAGCAUACGAGAAGGUCUUGUGUACGCAAUGGAGUCAUAUCAACGGGCAAUCCCUGUCCAAUAUGUCGAGAUGAAUAUUUAAUCCUAGAACCCAGAAACACAAAAUUGCUGGAGCAAUUUAUAUCAGAAUACACAGGACAUAUAUUGGAUGCCUUUAAAACUGGACUUUGUCAAAAGAAACAUAAAGAGCUAUUAGUAGCUAUUGAAAAAGCUUGGGAUCAAGGAUAUUUAACAUAUGAUGUACCAUUUAGGGAAUAUGAUUAUUCUUUGUACAAUAAAAAUAUAAAUUAGAUAUUAUUUGUAACAAAUUAGUAGUUAAAUAAAGUAAUACACUGAG